Artibeus jamaicensis (Jamaican fruit-eating bat) is the source of this 3440-nucleotide messenger RNA. It is a transcript of the gene PACSIN2, whose product is annotated as protein kinase C and casein kinase substrate in neurons 2. Gene Ontology annotation, molecular function: protein binding; phospholipid binding. The transcript has 13 exons. The coding region runs from base 355 to 1815 and encodes 486 amino acids. NCBI's taxonomy places the organism in Eukaryota, Metazoa, Chordata, Mammalia, Chiroptera, Phyllostomidae. The record is from RefSeq and is a predicted model, not a curated record. Gene Ontology annotation, cellular component: endosome; plasma membrane; cytoplasm. Gene Ontology annotation, biological process: regulation of endocytosis; actin cytoskeleton organization; caveola assembly.
UGGCGGCAGAAGUGGCUGCGGCGAGUCAGGGCAGGGCCGGUAAGCGCAGCCGGAGCGAGGGCCGGAGACGGAGCAGGAGCCGGAGACACGGUCGCUGCCGGAGCGGGGUGCGCGGCGGGUCCGGAGGCGAGCGGCGGUCGAGUUCUCGUUAGUGUUUGUGAAUUUAAUGUGUGGCCCAAGACAACUCUUCUUCCAGUGCGGCCCAGAGACGUCAAAAGGCUUCCAGCGUGUGUCUUCAGUUGGAAACCUUGCGGCUCAAGGAAGACGGACCCCGCUGGGUCUGUCUACGGAUUUUGAGCAUCUACAGCCGAUCUGAAUUUAAGCGUUCCUGCUGCUCCCUUACCCUUCGGAGAGAUGUCUGUCACUUACGAUGACUCCGUUGGAGUAGAAGUGUCCAGCGACAGCUUCUGGGAGGUCGGGAACUACAAGCGGACUGUGAAGCGUACGGACGACGGCCACCGCCUGUGCAGCGACCUCAUGAACUGCCUGCACGAGCGCGCGCGCAUCGAGAAGGCCUACGCGCAGCAGCUCACCGAGUGGGCCCGGCGCUGGCGGCAGCUCGUGGAGAAGGGGCCCCAGUACGGGACGCUGGAGAAGGCCUGGGUGGCCCUCACGUCGGAGGCGGAGGGGGUGAGCGAGCUGCACCUGCAGGUGAAGGCCGCCCUGAUGAACGAGGACUUCGAGAAGGUCAAGAACUGGCAGAAGGAGGUCUUCCACAAGCAGAUGAUGGGAGGCUUCAAGGAGACCAAAGAGGCGGAGGACGGCUUUCGGAAGGCGCAGAAGCCCUGGGCCAAGAAGCUGAAAGAGGUGGAAGCAGCAAAGAAAGCCUACCACACAGCAUGCAAAGAGGAGAAGUUGGCAAUAUCACGAGAAAACAAUAGCAAAGUGGACCCAUCCCUCAACCCUGAACAGCUUAAGAAAUUGCAAGACAAAGUAGAAAAAUGCAAGCAAGACGUUCUGAAGACCAAAGAGAAGUACGAGAAGGCGCUGAAGGAGCUGGACCAGGGCACACCGCAGUACAUGGAGAACAUGGAGCAGGUGUUCGAGCAGUGCCAGCAGUUCGAGGAGAAGCGCCUGCGCUUCUUCCGGGAGGUUCUGCUGGAGGUUCAGAAGCACCUCGACCUGUCAAAUGUGGCCAGCUACAGAAACAUUUACUGCGACCUGGAGCAGAGCAUCAAAGCGGCCGAUGCGGUGGAGGACCUGAGGUGGUUCAGGGCCAACCACGGGCCAGGCAUGUCCAUGAACUGGCCGCAGUUUGAGGAGUGGUCUGCAGACAUGAACCGCACGCUCAGCCGGAGAGAGAAGAAGAAGACCACCGAUGGCGUCACCCUGACGGGCAUCAACCAGACAGGCGACCAGGCUCUGCAGAACAGGCCCAGCAGUGACCUUAGUGUCCCGAGCAACCCCCCGCGGUCAGCGCAGUCACUGUCCAGCUACAACCCCUUCGAGGACGAGGACGACACGGGGAGCACCGUCAGUGAGAAGGAGGACAUUAAGCCCAAAAAUGCGAGCAGCUUCGAGAAGACGCAGAGCUACCCCACAGACUGGUCCGACGACGAGGCCAACAACCCGUUCUCCUCCACGGACGCCAACGGGGACUCCAACCCCUUCGACGAGGACGCGGCCUCGGGGGCGGAGGUGCGGGUCCGUGCGCUGUACGACUACGAAGGGCAGGAGCACGACGAGCUGAGCCUCAAAGCCGGGGACGAGCUGACCAAGAUAGAGGACGAGGAUGAGCAAGGCUGGUGCAAGGGGCGCUUGGACAAUGGCCAGGUUGGCCUGUACCCAGCAAAUUACGUCGAGGCCAUCCAGUGACGUCCCAUGGGCUGGCUGGUGGAGGGGUGCGGCCCCCGAGCUCCAUUAGCCGGCGGCCUGGGCAGCACUCCGGCGCCUCCAGCUGGCCGUAUGGGCAGCCACUCCUGUUCCUGCAAAAGAUGAUGGUUCCGUUGCUCUUGGCUUCAUGGUGUCUCUCGAGACAGACGAGCCGGUCAUUCUCCCGGGUCCAGGCAGCCCUCCCACGGCGCGGCGGGGAGACGUGAGCACGGGAGGACGCAGCGCAGCAGACGUGGCCGGCCCCUGCCCGCUCCCCCACUCGGCGGCUCCCCGACUUGGCGUGCGUGUGGCCUCUGUGGUCUGUGUGUCCUGACCUCGUCUGUGCGCCUCGCCUUCACGCCAGUUGAGGGCCACCCUCGUUCUCGUCCCGAUGGCUCCUUUCUCUGAUGCGUGCGCCCGUCACCCUCACCUCAAAUGAACAAAUGUAUGUGCCAUUUUCUGAGGUUUUUAAUUUCAAGGCCAUGUGCGGUUGGGCCCUUUUAUUUCCUGUUCGUCGUUCAUUUAUGCUUAAAUUCUGGUGCAGAUGGAUGUGCGCCGGGCUGAGGGAGCGAUGGCCCGUCACCACGUGGCGCUGCUCCUCGCCCACGCCACGCCCGCAGCGGCUGCAGCCGGCCUGGUAGACAGGGCGCCCGAGGCAGGAGACCGCAGUGGAGGGUGGGAACACCUCGAGGUUGGGUUUCCGCUGUGAGUGUGUGGGCUUUGGAAACAUCUGGUGUAGUGGCCCCCAACGUCGCCGUGUUUGGGAACUAGUUCCUUCUCCUCGUGCUUGAUACAUGAUGCCUGCGGGUCACUCACUCUGUCGGUGAGCAGAAGGUCGGACUGAGAAGACUUGCUUUUCGGGCACAAGCACCUGUGGGUUAAGAUGCUGUGUUAGUUAGACCAUCGCGUCCUGGCGUGUGUCUGUAUGUACUGUUUGAUAUUCAGAGAAUCUAAGGAGCUUGUCUACUGUUUCCAUGAGAUUUUAAAGGCUCUUGACAGUGGAUUCAAUCUGCAAACCGCUUGAAGACCAUGGCAUUUGGGCCCAGGCCUGGCUGGUGGGCUGGGUGGGCCUCCUCGGGGCUCCGGCCAUGGGCCCUGGGCCUCUGGAGUGGACACUGCCGGGGGGAGGUCUGUCCUCCCUGGCCCACUGCGGGCCCACCCGCCAACCAGCCUUUGUCCUCCCCACGGUGGACCCCAUAAAGCUCCCAGGUCUGCCCAGGGGUUGCAGAUUUCGGUCACCCGUGUUCCUCAGUAGCAGACAGAAGCUGGGCUCACCCUGUAGGGCAGGGGUCUCUUCCGAGUGUCCCUGGUCGUCAGGGAGCGGACGUGCUGCGGCAGGAAGCUGGGCUGCGGUCGCAGGGUGGGGGGGACUCCUAUUUUGUGUGAUUCGGGCGUCGGGGAGUGGCCCCCGCCAUCACAAGCUAUGCAUCACUCGGCGUCCCGGGGGGCUCGGCGUCCCGGGGGGCUCGGCAUCCUGCCUCGGCAGCGAUGUGUGUGUGUUUACCGUGAAGACUCACCAGCAGAAAUUGGCAUUCCUUGGCUACAGAUUACCAAAAACUGUCAAGUCUUUUCAGUUCAGGAGUUUCUUUAUAGUAUCUUAGGAAAAAAUCAAUAAACAGUUGAUCUCA